AUGGCAGGUAUUAAGAGGGUCAAGGCGACGUGGAGUGACGAUCUGAGUCACAAUUCUGAGGAGGAAAGAGAAAGGGAGCGACUAGCUCAAUUAGAAAAGGAGUUGGCUGAGCAGCCGGUUAAACCAGUGUACGACCCCAAAGAGCUACAUCUGCUGAUCUCUUACAUUAAGAAAAUUACUACCCUCUACGACCUUAGAGAUGAAGACUGGAAUCAGGCGGCUGUACAAGGAAUAGAAAACUGGAUAACAGAACCAAAAGACCUGAUUCUGUGUAUAUAUUUCGAAGGGGAUAAGCUAAGAGCGGCAUCAGACAUACCUCUGUCCCCAGUGUAUGAUCUCACUUACUUUUUGAGACAACCGGAUUUCGUUUUCAAGGCGGAGACGUUCCACGAUGACAUUGUGUUCGGGACUUUCGUAGAUUCUGUCGAAUCCAACAUGAUACAGGUUCUGGAGUUGAUGUAUGCUCCUUACUUCUUUGCUAUCAACACUUGGCCAGACAGCGUAAAAAGCGAAUUUUGCUCUCAGUUGCACACGUUUCUGGCGAAGUUAACGGAUAUGUACUAUAAAAUGCUUGGACUGACAGUGCUAUAUAUACCACGAGAAGGCCAGCAUCUGUCCUUUGAGAAGGCUUCUUCAGAUCGGGAGCUGGUGAAGAGAUUGGAAGGGGUGGUGGUGUAUUGGACCCAUCAGAUCAAGUCCUGUAUAGAGGACCAAGCCUCGGUAGCUUCGCAGAAGGAACUUUUGUGCCCCAGUGAUGAAUAUGACUUUUGGGUUUACAGACAUGAAAAUUUAAACGCACUUGUGUAUCAACUGAAGAAUCCAGCGGUAAAGCACAUAACUAAGAUACUGGUCACAACUCACUCCACAUUCAUUCACCAGUUCCAAUCACUGUGCGACGAGAUACUGUUCAAGAUUGAGGAAGCCACAUCUAACAUAGAAUAUCUCCAAAUCAUCAAGCAACCUUGCGCAGUUUUGGAAUGCGUAGUCGAUCCAGAUGAAAUAUGCAAACAUGUUCCGAACAUUAUAAAUCUCUUUAGAUUUAUCUGGAUGGAAUCACCACACUACAAUUCGGAAACGCGGAUAACGAAUCUCUUCAAAGACUUGAGCAAUCAAAUAAUUAUUUUAUGCAUGAAUUUUAUAAAGCUUGACGAUCUAUUCAACGGUCAAACUAAAAAAGCUAUGGGGGAGUUCUCCAAAUGCAUCGACUGUUGUAAGCAGUAUCGAGAGAUUUAUGAUUUAAUGUUGGAAGCGCAUACUGACAGAAAUCCUGGCACAUGGAAUUUGGACACGGGCUCGAUAUUCAAUUACAUUGACUCCUUCGUUCAGAGGUGUUUUGAUAUGCUAGACGUUUGCAACUGCAUGAUUAUAUUUGGAAGAAUCGAUGAAUUAGAGGUAAUAAGCAAACCAAUGUUUGGUGGAGCACGCGGUGACGAAUUCGAAGCUAAGUGUGACCAAAUCGAGCACAUGUUCCACGACGCUUUGGAUAAUGUCAAAGCUGUCACUUCCAGUAUACUUGAUGUUCAAGCACCAUCAUGGUACGAUGAUAUACUGCAGUUUAGGACAGUCAUCAAAGACAUUGAGAUUAUAAUAGAAAACUUGGUGGAAACCGUGUUUGAAGGAGUCAACCACGUAGAGGAAGCCGUCGUUGCGCUGUUUUCCUUGCACAACUACUCCAAACGGAAAAAUCUUAGACGUAUCUUUAAAAGGAAAACUGCUGAAGUAUGGGCUAUGUUCAGCGAAGAAGUGCAAGAAGCUAAGAAGGAAACUGUCGCAUCCCGAGGAGAAUAUCCAGCCGAUUUGCCCUCGUACGCCGGCAGGGCUGUUCUCUUACGGUUGCGAAGAAAUCGGCUAGCGUAUCUUAAAAAGGUUAUGACUGAUGCUUGUGUCUGGCUGAUGCCGUGCAGUAAUUCCGAGGACGUCAUCAUGCACGUGAACAGGCUGAUGGGUGCUAUCGACGUGGCCAUUAGGGAACUGUGGAUCUCCUGGACACAUAACAUUGACGAAAAGUGCUCUGCUGGUCUGAACAAAACCCUGAUGAGAAAGAGCGCGGAGAAUCCUGGACUGAUGGAAUGUAAUAUUGACGUAAAUAUCUUAGAACUAUGUAAAGAAGCCAGCAAUUGGGAAAACUUGCGCCUGGAUAUACCAUUGCAUGCUUUCCAGGUCUACAUGAAAAGCAAGACAAUAUUUUACGUUUACGAGAGCGUACUGGCAGUAGUAAAGGGAUACAAUAAAAUACUGGAUUCACUAUCAGAGCAGGAAAGGCUUUUAUUUAAGCCUCUUAUUACGGCAUGUGAAAAGAAAGUUCAACCAGGAAUCACAAAACUGACAUGGACAUCUACUAUGUCCGACGCAUAUAUUGCAGAUUGCGUUGUACAAAUUAGUGAAUUGCAAGAUUUCGUUACAACUUAUAAGAAUUGUAAUUUAAACUUGGUAAAAAUAAUGGAAAAAGUUUGUGAUACUCCACUUAUUGAAUUUGAUAUUUACAACGUUUUUCAUAUAAAAGAACUGAGACAUAAAAUAAGAAUAAUGGAAGAAGAAGCAGCUCAAAAAAUACUAGAUAUGUAUAAAGAAGUUAUAACAUACAUUGUUAUCGUAUAUGAAGGAUUCGAAGCCUAUAUCACACAGAUGGCAGAAUACUGGAUCAAAUAUGUGAAAAGAUUUGACCAACUACUAGAAGAUGCAUUACGAUUGGCAAUUAAAGCUACCAUGCAAAACAUGUACAAAGCUGUACAUGGCGACGGUACCAUGGCACCUUCACCACUUAUUACAAUGAAUCUUUAUUUAUCCAAUGAAAAUCGCAUAAUUUAUGAUCCUACACGUAAUGAAUUGGAAGAUACAUUUACAACAGUUUUAGAGGAGAUUAUCCACCUCGUUAGUACUAUUCCGCGAUUGUAUGAAAAAUUCGGUUUGCCCGCUGGUGGUCUCAAAAAGUUCAAAGAUGUAAUAACAAGCGAUACGGACAGCAACAAACUACAAUCUUUAAUUGAUACAGAAAUUCAUUACAAUAUUACUCUAGUAAAUGAACACAUACGUAUGUGGGAUCCCUAUUCUCAUAUCUGGAAAGUUAAUAAAGACGAUUUUAUGGUAAAUUAUCGAGAUCAAGGCCAUACAGCAGCAGACUUUGAUGCACUAAUUAUAAACUAUAGUGACCUUGCUAAUGCUGUGCAAAUACAAGAAACUAUCAAUCAGAUCCAUUUUAUAACGCUUAAUUCAUGUGAAUUGAAAAAAUCAAUUAUAUCCCAUUGUUUAGUGUGGCAAACAAAGUUAGGUGAAUUGUUAAAAAGAAUAACAGAAGACGAUAUUGAUACAGUUUAUAACUACAUAGAAAAAAGUAGCACAGAAGCAAUGACUAUGCCCUCCACUUUGAAAGAAUUAGCUACAUCAAUAGCAACUUAUGAACGUUUAAUUUCAGAAAUACCUACGAUAGAAAAAACGUUUCCUCCUAUCACAGAUAAAAUGACAACUCUUGCCAAGUUUGAAGUGGAACUUAGUUCGGAUAUGCUGGCACAACAUGAAAAUAUUCCUGCAAAGUGGGCAGAGUAUUUAGUUCUACUUGAAGAAGCAAAAAAAUUGUUGGAGUCAAAUAAAGACAAAUUUAAAGCUGAACUUUUAGAACAGGCUGAGGUGUUUAAAGAACAAGCUAAAGAGUUUUGUGAAGAAUUCUAUAAUACCGCCCCAACUAGCUCUGAUAUUAGCGGAAAAGAUGCACUAUCUCAAUUGAAAGCUUUUAGGGAUCAACUUAAUGCACUUCGCGCCCAAGAACAACAAAUAAGAGAUGGCUUAGCCGUUUUUAACUUAACGACACCAGUCAAUCUUGACCUUCAGAAAAUGGAGAAAGAGCUGGAGAAACUCGAAGAAGUUUGGGGAUUAGUAUUUCAAUGGGAAGAUUCUUGGGAGAAAUAUAAAACACAAAUAUUUUGGGAGAUGGAAACAGAUGAAAUGGAAGACAAUGUCAUGUUUCUAUUCAGAAAUUUCAACCGUCUUUCACGUCAACUCAAAGACAAAGGUUGGGAUAUUAUUGAUACAACUCGCGUUAAAGUGGAUGCAUUUCGCCGAACACUACCUUUGAUAGGAGAUUUAAAAAAUCCUUGUAUGAGAGAACGUCAUUGGGAUAGAAUAAAAGCACUAAUGGGAGUUGAUUUUGACCAAAAUUCUGAAGAUUUCAAGCUUGAAUUGAUUAUGCGUCUUAAUUUCCAAGCGUAUGCUGAAGAUAUUGCAGAGAUAUCAAAUGCAGCAACUAUGGAACUUAAUAUAGAAAAUGGCCUAAAAGCUAUUAGAGAAGUGUGGAAAAGCACCACAUAUGAGAUGCAGCAUCACAGAGGAGAUAUGUAUAGGAUAAAAAACGUUGAAGAAGUAAUGCAGUUCUUGGAGGACCACCAAGUACAACUAUCUUCCAUGAAGUCGACGAAAUACGUUGAACCUUUCAUAAAGGAGGUAGAUUAUUGGGAAAAAUCUUUGGGUUACGUAGCCGAGUGUAUUGAGAUUUCUUUGCAAGUUCAAAGGCGUUAUCUUUAUCUCGAAAGUAUAUUUAGUGGAGAAGAUAUUAGAAAACAGUUACCAGAGGAAGUAAAAGUGUUUGAUGUGCUAACCGCUGAUUGGACAGAAAUUACCAGCAGCAUGUUCGCUGGUUCUAAUGCUGUUGAAGCAUGCUUAUAUAAACCAUCUCCGUAUCUUUUUAAUAAGCUUAAUAAGAUGGUAGAAAAUUUAGAUGGAAUAUUGCGAGCCUUAGAAAAGUACCUUGAAACGAAGCGACAACUGUUUCCUAGAUUUUAUUUUAUAUCAAAUGACGAUAUGCUUGAAAUUCUUGGAAACUCAAAAAAACCACAACUGAUACAAGUUCAUUUGAAAAAAUUAUUUGAUAACGUUAAUAAAAUAAGAAUUGAUAAGAAUGCACUAGGUCUGCCGGUAGCCAAAGCGAUGAUGUCAGAAGAUGGCGAGUGUAUUGAGUGGAAGUACAACUUGGUGUUGGAUGGACCGGCCGAGAUGUGGCUGCUUGGCUUGGAACACACCAUGAGGGUCGUUUUGAGAGAUCAACUAAUAAUCACAAAAGCAGCGCUCAGAAAGUGUCGAUAUCAGAGGGAACAGUGGAUUAACGACUAUCCCGGUCAGCUGGGCAUUACUUGCAGCAAGAUACAAUGGACUUCCGACUGCACUCGAACGUUGUGCCGCUGCGAAAUCAUGAAAGAGAAGAAACCGCUGAAGAAACUGCGCAAGAAACAGAACCAGAUCCUGGCAACACUACAGAACAUGUCCAGGAAGGAGAUCACGAAGAUCCUGCGUUGCAAAGUGAACGCGCUGUGCGUCAUAGAGAUACACUCGCGGGACACUGUGGACAGGAUGUAUAAGUUGGGAUGCAUGUCGGUGACGGCGUUCGAGUGGUUCUCCCAGCUCAAGUUCUACUGGGACCGCGAGCGCGAGGACUGCUACAUACGGCAGACCAACACCAACUCCAUCUACACGUAUGAGUACAUCGGCAACUCGGGCCGCCUCGUCAUCACGCCGCUCACUGACAGGUGCUAUAUAACCCUGACUACGGCCCUGCAUCUGUUCCGCGGCGGCAGUCCCCAAGGGCCCGCCGGCACGGGCAAGACGGAGACGACGAAGGACCUCGGCAGGGCGCUGGCCAGAUGGGUCGUUGUGACCAAUUGCUCCGACGGGCUCGACUACAAGUCUAUGGCCAAAUGUUUUGCAGGGAUAGCUCAAAGCGGCUGCUGGGGCUGCUUCGACGAGUUCAACCGCAUCAACAUCGAGGUGCUGUCGGUGGUGGCGCAGCAGAUCCUCGCGGUGCUGCUGGCGCUGUCGCUGAACCAGAAGCGGUUCAUGUUCGAGGGCGCUGACAUCAAGUUAGACGGCAACUGCGGCAUAUUCAUCACCAUGAACCCUGGGUACGCGGGCAGGACAGAACUGCCUGAUAACUUGAAGUCGAUGUUUCGUCCUAUAGCAAUGUGCGUUCCUGAUUCUCUGAUAAUCGCCGAGAAUACUCUGUUCUCUGAUGGUUUUACUGCUUACAAGAUUAAUGCGAAAAAGGUGUUCACGCUGUACCAGCUGGCUAUGCAGCAGUUGUCCAAGCAGGACCACUACGACUUCGGCUUGCGCUCUAUGGUGGCGCUGCUGCGGUACGCGGGCGUCAAGCGACGGGCCUACCCGCACCUACCGGAACAAGAGAUGGUGAUCCUUGCCAUGCGUGACAUGAACGUAGCGCGCCUGACCGCCAAAGACGUGCCUCUGUUUGAUGGCAUCAUGAGGGACAUAUUCCCCGACGUAGACAUCCCCACGCUGGACUAUGAGAUGCUGGAGACAGCUAUCACUGCGGAGAUGAGGAUUUUGACCCUGCAGCCCACUAAGGCUGCCCUGCACAAAGUUAUACAAACUUAUGAAACUAAGAACUCCCGCCACUCCAGCAUCCUGCUAGGGGAUACGAAUACUGCCAAAUCUAUAUCCUGGAAGAUGUUAGCCGCCACACUUAGUCGCCUGGCUCGUGAGAAGGUUCCCGGAUUUGAGAACGUUCAGACUUACCCCAUGAAUCCCAAAGCGUUGACCUUGGGAGAACUUUAUGGGGAAUAUAAUUUGGCCACGGGAGAGUGGAAGGAUGGAGUUUUGUCCUCAAUAAUGAGAAACACUUGUCAAGACGAAUCUCCCGAUCAGAAGUGGAUCAUUUUCGACGGCCCCGUGGACGCGGUGUGGAUAGAGAACCUCAACUCUGUGAUGGACGACAACAAGUUGCUCACUUUAGUGAAUAGCGAAAGGAUAUCAAUGCCUUCACAGGUAUCAUUGCUAAUAGAAACCCUGGACUUGGCGGUGGCUUCUCCCGCCACCGUGUCUCGGAAUGGUAUAGUGUACAACGACUAUAAGGACUGGGGCUGGUGGCCGUACGUCAACUCCUGGCUGGAGUCCAUCAUUGAUUUGGAAUAUAGAGAAAGCUUACGACGUCAUUUCCUAAACAUCCUGACACCAGUUCUGGAACUCAAACGCGUGCACCUGGUGGAAGGUCAGAGUGUGAGGGGUCAGGAGCUGACGGGUGUGAGGUCCAUGUGCCGCUUGCUGGGCCUGUUGCCCGCUCCUCUGCCUCCUUUGCCAGACCAGGAGGACAACGAGGGUUUCUCCAAGAUGAGGUUCCUUUUCGCAUUGAUCUGGUCCGUUUGCGCCACUCUAGAGGAAGAGUCCCGGCGCAAGUUCGACAACUGGGUGAGGGAGCAUGAAGGGAUUUUCCCUCUCAAGGACACGGUGUACGAUUACUAUGUGGACGAGCGACUCAGACAGUUCAAGCCUUGGGAGGACAAGCUGCCGGACAAUUGGAGAUAUAAUCCCAACUUGGGUUUCCACACUAUCCUGGUACCGACGGUGGAGUUUAUCCGCGUACAAGUGGUCGCUCUGGAGGUGUUGCGCGCGGGUCACGGCAUACUGGUCGGCGGCUCCACGGGCACUGGGAAGACUUUCCUUCUCCAGGGAACCUUGGCCAGUCUCGACCCAGAGAGGUACAGCACUCAAGUGAUAAACAUGUCAGCGCAAACGACCGCUGCCAACGUUCAAGACACCAUCGAGGCGAGACUCGAGAAGAGAACUAAAGGAAAUUAUGUGCCCGCGGGAGGCAAAAGAAUGAUAGCUUUCAUGGACGACAUAAACAUGCCUGUGCGUGAUGAGUACGGGUCGCAGCCGCCGCUCGAGCUGAUGCGCCUCUGGUACGACUACGGGUACUGGUUCGAUCGACUGAAGCAGUGGCGGAAGAACGUUAAGGACAUGGUGCUGUGCGGAGCGGCAGGUCCGCCGGGUGGCGCGCGCUCUCCGCUGCCGCAGCGUCUGCUGUCGUGCUUCCACGCCUUCUUCCUGCCGCCGCCCGCGCAGCAGCAGCUCGUCAAGAUCUUCGGCACCAUGCUGUCGCAGCACCUGCAGGAGUUUGAUGAGGAGACCAAAACUGUCGGUAAAAUAGUUCUAAUUGCAACCAUUGACAUGUUCAACAACAUAGUGGCGAAGCUGCUGCCGACGCCUAGCAAGAUGCACUACCUGUUCAACUUGAGGGACAUUUCCAAAAUCUUUCAGGGUCUGCUGCGGAGUAACAAAGACUAUCAGAACACUAAGCCAAGAUUCCUCCGCCUGUGGGUACAUGAAUGCUUCAGAGUUUUUAGCGACCGUCUUACUGAAGAAAAGGAUCGCGACUGGUUCAUGAACCACAUAUCAGAUAUGCUAGGCAAGCACUUCGAGCUCACCUUCCACGCGCUGUGUCCGUCCAAGAGUCCGCCACUGUUUGGACACUUCCUCAAUCCUUUCGAAGUGUACGACGAUUUGAAUGAUCCCGCUGCUCUCAGAAAGUACAUAAGCAAUCAGAUGGAGGAGUACAACAGCUGCCCGGGCGUGGUGAAGAUGGACCUGGUGCUGUUCAAGGACGCCAUCGAGCACAUCUGCCGCAUCGUGCGCGUCAUCUCGCAGCCGCGCGGCAACGUGCUGUGCGUCGGCAUAGGCGGCUCCGGGAGGCAGAGCUUGACGCGCGUGGCUUCAUACAUCUGCGAGUGUAACUCGUACCAGGUCGUCGUUACCAAGACAUACGGCAUCAAGGACUUUAGGGAAGAUCUCAAGACUUUGUACACAAGCUGUGGCGUGGACUCGAAGAAAACCACGUUCAUCUUCUGCGACACGCAAAUAGUGGAGGAGACGUUCACGGAGGUCGUCAACAACUUGCUCAGCAGUGGGGAGAUCACCAACUUGUACAAGCCUGACGAGUUCGAGGAUAUCAAGUCAGCUCUGGAGAAGCCGAUGAAGGCCGCAAACUUGAUGCAGACCAGCGAGGCGGUGUAUCUGUUCCUGGUGGAGCGCGUGCGGGCCAACUUGCGCAUCGUGCUGUGCUUCAGCCCCAUCGGAGACGAGUUCAGGAACCGUAUCCGCCAGUACCCGGCGCUGAUCAACGCCACCACCACCAACUGGUUCCUGGAGUGGCCGCGCGAGGCUCUUCUUGAAGUGGCCUACAAGUUCCUUGAAGGAGUUGAACUUCUGGCGUCUAUCACUGGGCCGAGAGUCCGCAGAAAAGAGUCCUUAGUGGAGAGUAGGGAGGACACAUUGCGCGCGUCGGUGGCGUCCAUAAUGUCGCUCAUCCACUCGUCCGUGGGCCGCUACUCGGUGCGCAUGUGGCGGGAGAUGCGCCGGACCAACUACGUCACUCCCACCAACUAUCUGGAACUCGUCUCGGGAUACAAGGAAAUGUUAAAAGCGAAAAGGAUUGAAAUAGCGCUUCAAGCUAACAAGUUGAGGAACGGCUUGGGCAAGGUGGAGGAGACCACCAAGCUUGUGGGGCAGAUGUCAGAGGAGCUCGCUGUAGCGAAGGUCCAAGUAGCAGAGUACACAGAGCAGUGUAUCGAGUACAUGGGCGUGAUCAACGUGCAGCAGCGCAACGCUGACGAGCAGCAGCGCAGCGUCGCCGCCAGAAGCAAGAAGACGCAAGAAGAAGAGGUGCAGUGCAAGAAGCUGGCUGAGGCCGCCAUGCGGGAUCUUGCAAGUGCCAUGCCUGCUUUAGAUGAGGCUGUGAAAGCGUUGGACGCUCUGAACAAGAAGGACAUCACAGAGGUGAAGUCGUACGCCAAGCCGCCGCAAAAAGUAGAAAUGGUAUUGGAGGCAGUGCUUAUAUUGCUGCAGAAAGAGCCGACCUGGGCAGAGGCGAAAAGGCAACUCGGUGAUCAGUAUUUCCUCGACCGAUUGCGAGAUUUCGACAAGGACAAUAUAUCGGACAAAACGCUAAAGAAGAUCGGCACUUAUACGUGCAAGCCGGACUUCGACCCGGAAAUUGUUGGCACUGUUUCUCUCGCCGCUAAGUCGCUAUGCUUGUGGGUUAGAGCUAUAGAAAAAUAUGGAAAAGUUUACAAAAUAGUAAAACCCAAAAAGGAGCGUCUCGAAGAGGCAUUAGAAUCCUUACGAAUGAAGCAACAGAUUUUGGCGGAAGCUCGAGCGAAGCUCAGAGAGUUGAGCGAAAUGAUCGCUCGCUUGCAGAAGGAGUACGACGAGAAAGUCGCUCAGAAGGACGAGCUUGAGCGAAAGUCUAGGAUGCUGCAACUGAAAUUGGAAAGAGCUGAGGCGUUGAUUACUGGACUGUCUGGUGAGCGUGAGCGCUGGGAGUUGACAGUAGAGAGACUGGACAAGGAGUUUGACAACCUGCCGGGAGACUGCCUCAUCGCUACCGGCUUCGUCGCCUACCUCGGGCCCUUCGUGUCGGAGUACCGGGAAGCGCUCAUGUUUGAUUGGUUCAAUGAGGUCUGUAAUGAAGCUUUACCGGUAACGAUGGAACUCAGUAUGAAGGUGUUUUUACUCGACGACGCAACUUUGAGAGAUUGGAACUAUAUGGGUUUACCUGAUGAUAACUUUAGUGCAGAAAAUGGCAUAAUAGUAGUACGCGCGACCCGCUGGCCCCUCGCCGUGGACCCGCAGGGACAGGCGCUCAUUUGGAUCUCGCGGCUCGAGGAGCACAACGACAUACAGAUCGUCGACUUUGGCCAGCCCAACUACCUUAAGAUCAUGGAGACCUGCUUAUCAUCAGGCCAGCCCAUAAUCGUACAGAACGUUGGCGAAGUCCUGGACCCUUCCAUCGCUCCUAUCCUAGACAAGGCGAUUGUGAAGAUUGGAAAAGACUUGGUCAUUAAAUUCAAUGAGAAGAUGGUGCCUUACAAUACGCAGUUCAAGAUGUAUCUUACUACUAAACUAGGAAACCCGGUCUACACCCCGGAGGUGCUAACGAAGACGACGAUGGUGAACUUCGCGGUGAAGGAGCAGGGGCUGACGUCACAACUGCUGAGCAUCGUGGUGCGCAAGGAGCGCCCGCAGCUCGAGACCAUGAAGGACAACCUCGUCAUGACCAUUGCCAAGAAUAAGAAGACCCUGGUGGAUCUUGAAAACGAUCUUUUGCGCAUAAUGUACGAGUCUCAAGUGCCGCUGCUUGAGAACGAGGAACUGUUCAUAACGCUGCAGACCUCGCAGCGCACUUCGCUCGAAGUGAAGGAGGCGCUGAUCACGUCGCAGGUCACGGAGAAAGAGAUCGACACAGCUAGACAGGGCUACGUCCCAGUGGCAGUGCGUGCAUCUGUGUUGUUCUUCGCGCUGAACGACCUCUCACGCAUCGACCCCAUGUACCAGUUCUCGCUGGACGCCUACAUCGACCUGUUCACGUACUCCAUCGACCGCAGCCCCAAGAGCGCCGAGCUCGACGACAGGAUCAGCAACCUGAACGAGUUCCACACUUUCGCUGUCUACAAGAACACGUGUCGCGCGUUGUUCGAGCGGCACAAACUGCUGCUGUCGUUCCACAUGGUGUCGCGCAUCCUGUUCCAGGCGGGCAAGAUGAGCUCGCACGAGUACUUGUUCCUGCUCAAGGGCGGCGUCGUGCUCGACCGCUCCGAGCAACCCGACAAUCCCACCAAUUGGUUACCAGAAGACUGUUGGGAUAACAUCACUGAAUUGGACAAGCUGCCCGGCUUCCACGGCAUCACGGAUGCCUUCGAGACUUUCUCAAAGGAGUGGAAGGAGUGGUACCUGCACCCUGAGCCAGAGUCGCAACCGCUUAUUGGCGAAUGGAACGACAUCUGCAGCGAAUUCCAACGCAUCCUGUUCGUGCGCUCGCUGCGCGUCGACCGCGUGUCGGCGUGCGUCACCACGUACAUCGUCAACGUGCUCGGGCCGCGCUACGUCGAGCCCCCCGUGCUCGAUAUCAGAGCAGCCUGGGAGGAAUCCUCGUGGAAGACAUCGCUCCUGUUUGUGCUGUCGCCUGGCGUGGACCCCACCUCGGCGCUGAUCCAGCUCGCCGUGGACGUGAAGAUGUUCGACAAGUUCCAAUCGCUCAGUUUGGGCCAGGGACAGGCGCCUGCUGCCGCCAAGAUGUUAGCGCACGGCAUGCGCGAAGGCGGCUGGGUGUUUCUGGCAAACUGUCACCUGGCAUGCACGUGGCUGGGCGCGAUCCGCGGGCUGGACAACCCGCGCAUCCACCCGCGCUUCCGUCUGUGGCUGUCCUCCAUGCCUGACGACAAGUUCCCGCUCGGCGUGCUGCAGCGCUCCAUCAAGAUGACCACUGAACCGCCGCAGGGUCUAAAAGGCAACAUGGUCCGUCUGUUCGCGAACAUAAACGAGGACAAGUUCGACGAGGCGUCGCCCAAGUACCGGCGCCUGCUGUUCUGCGUGUCGUUCUUCCACUGCUCGCUGAUCGCGCGCAAGCGGUUCCGACAUCUUGGAUACAACGCUGUGUACAGCUUUAACGAUUCUGACUUUGAGGUAUCAGACAACCUGCUCGCCAACUACCUCGAGGAAUACGACGAGGUGCCGUGGGACGCGCUGCGCUACCUGUUCGCGAUCAUCAACUACGGCGGCCACAUCACCGACGACUGGGACAAGCGCGUGUUGAUCGCUUACAUCAACCAGUUCUUCUGUGAGGAGGCUCACGACACGCCGUUUUACAGACUGUCGAGUAUCCCAGCGUACCACAUCCCGCGGGACGGCAGCCUGGAGUCGUACCGCGACUUCCUGGACCUGCUGCCGGCGUACGAGCGCGCCGAGUCCGUGGGACAGCACGCCUCUGCUGACGUCGCUGCCUUGGCACAGGACGCGCGAAUAAUGUGCUCAACCCUGUUUGCGCUCGCUUCAACGGGCGGCGGCGGAGGCGGCGGGGGAGAAGAUCAGAAGGUGGACGAACUGGCGGCAGAGAUGUUGUCGAAGCUGCCGGCGCGCAUCGACGCGGAGACGACGGAGCGCAUGAUGGGCCCCGAGGUGGUGAUGCCCAUGUGCGUGUCGCUGCUGCAGGAGAUCGGCUACUACAACGCCCUCAUAUCCGCCAUCGUCGCUGGGCUCAAGGAACUCCGUCGUGCCAUAGAAGGCUUGGUGGUGAUGUCGGAAAUGCUGGAGAUCAUGUACAACUGCAUAUUUGAGGGGAGAGUGCCGUCGUUUUGGCAAAAAGCUCGUCCUUCAAUGAAGCCGCUAGGCGCAUGGUGUCGCGAAUUGUACUUGCGCGGGGCACAUUUGACUGCAUGGGCCAACGCGCCCCGGUCCCCUCCCACCCUGUGCUGGCUGCCAGCGCUGGUCGCGCCCACUGGCUUCCUGACCGCCGUGAUGCAGACGACAGCGCGCGGUGAAUGCUGGCCCAUAGACACGCUGUGCUGGGAGUUCACUGUGCUGCCGCUGGAGGAGAGCGCCUUCGUGCGCCCGCCCCGGGACGGCGGCGUGUACAUCAGGGGCCUGUUCCUGGAGGGCGCGAGCUGGACGCGCAAGGAGGGGCACCUGCAGGAGCCGCUGCCCAUGCAGCUGCUGUUCCCCGUCACUCCUGUGCACUUCAAGCCCGUCAGGGCUACCGGACGGAAACUCAAAAAUCGCUACGUGUGUCCAUGCUAUUACUAUCCGCUGCGUAAAGGAGCCUUCGUGGUGGCCAUAGACCUGCCCGCCGGGAAGCAAACCUCGGACUUCUGGGUGAAGCGCGGCACCGCCAUGCUCUGCACGCUGGCCACUUAACCCGCUCCCACCUAACAGUAUGGAAUACAAUCGUUUUUCUUUACUACCUAACAGCUUGUAUUUACGAAGUCAAACUGAUACUUUGUCAUUCUCUCUUUUGGUGUUGAUCUUAGCAUUAAUUUAAUUCCAAUAAAUAUUAAUUUU
Molecule: messenger RNA, 13608 nt
Organism: Bicyclus anynana (squinting bush brown)
Lineage: Eukaryota; Metazoa; Arthropoda; Insecta; Lepidoptera; Nymphalidae
Gene: kl-2
Product: dynein axonemal heavy chain 2
Exons: 81
Coding region: 1-13464 (4487 amino acids)
Biological process (GO): microtubule-based movement
Cellular component (GO): dynein complex
Molecular function (GO): minus-end-directed microtubule motor activity; dynein intermediate chain binding; ATP binding
Source: RefSeq, a predicted model, not a curated record